GCAAUACAUUUUUUGGUGGUUUCUUGGUUGACUUUAUUUUGUGCGUUUCUAAAUGGCCAAAAGCAACAGACUUCACCAUGUCCGAAACUGUUUCAAUACGAAGCGAAAAACCCUAACGAACUCGACAAGUGGUUUGGAAAAAUCACUUUAACAACCGACACCGAUUUGAUUGGUGCCGUUUGGUUGCUCAUCAUUUUUGAUAAACCUGUACUUCAAUUGGGGACUAAAUUUGGGCAAAAGAUAUUAAGGCUCAAACCUACGGAGUUCUUGGUCCAAAAUUUGGGUUAUACUCUGUAUGCAGAUACACCUGUACCAGUGAGGUUUUUCGUAAAGUACACCAGGGGAGAGGUACCACCGAAAUUAACGGAGUUCAGGAUAAAUUCCAGAAUUGCAUGUCCUGAAGCGCCCUCUCAUAGACCACCUUCUAGUGGAAUCGUUUUGGAAAAUGUCAAUUCGAUAUUCAGCAACAAAACAAAUAAGAAAAAACCUGAGGGAGGCAACAUUCAAGCAAUGAGCAGCAUUUAUAUAGACCGUCCCGUUUUGGAGUUGCCCGAUAUACCUUGCGGGAAAGUGGCUGAAACGCCCAUCGGGCUUAUCGCUUUUGGAGAAAAUACAAUCCCAGGACAAUGGCCUUGGCAUGUCGCCAUCUACAAUUUCAUCGAAGCACAAAUGAGGUACACCUGCGGAGGCAGCCUAAUAUCGAAAAAGCACGUUCUGACGGCAGCCCAUUGCCUGACGAAAGCGAGGACUACAAACCCCGUCAAAAUCGACAUCCUAACGGUAUACCUAGGAAAACACAAUCUGAACAAUUUCGGGCAGGAAGUGCAGGAAAGAAAAGUGUCCAAGAUAACGUUGCACCCGCAGUUCAGCUACAACGUUCUCUACAACGACAUAGCCAUUUUGACGUUAUCGGAGCCCGUCAAAUUUACAGACUUUGUUCGGCCAGUUUGCAUUUGGGAUGACUACAUCGCCUUGGAUAUCGUUUUCGAUCGUUUAGGCACUGUAGUGGGAUGGGGUUUCGACGAAAACCAGCAAAUAUCGAACACGCUAAAAAAGGUGGAAAUGCCCGUCAAAACUCACACAGACUGCAUUUUAUCGAACAACGAAUUUUUCUCCAAAGUAAUGACGAAAAAUAACUAUUGCGCUGGGUUUAGAAACGGAUCUUCUGCUUGUAAUGGGGACUCUGGGGGUGGUAUGGUAUUCCCAAAGCAGGGUACCUCAGGUGCCGACACAAUAUGGCAUAUAAGAGGCCUGGUUUCUAUAGGAGUCGCAUUACAAGGGCAGUAUAUCUGCGAUAACAAACAAUAUAUUGUUUUUACUGACGUUGCCAAGUACCUUAAGUGGAUUAAAGAUGUUCUUAACGAGAAAUAA
Messenger RNA from Brassicogethes aeneus, 1371 nucleotides. NCBI's taxonomy places the organism in Eukaryota, Metazoa, Arthropoda, Insecta, Coleoptera, Nitidulidae. The record is from the annotation of a GenBank genome assembly.